This is a messenger RNA of Nicrophorus vespilloides, 4197 nucleotides long. It is a transcript of the gene Ranbp16, whose product is annotated as exportin-7. The record is from RefSeq and is a predicted model, not a curated record. Gene Ontology annotation, cellular component: cytoplasm; nuclear pore. Bases 861 to 4163 code for a protein of 1100 amino acids. Gene Ontology annotation, biological process: protein export from nucleus. The transcript has 9 exons. Gene Ontology annotation, molecular function: small GTPase binding; nuclear export signal receptor activity. NCBI's taxonomy places the organism in Eukaryota, Metazoa, Arthropoda, Insecta, Coleoptera, Silphidae.
UCUCGAUGUAAUUAAUACGUGUGCUGUGAUUUGUCGCGUUCGAAUGUUUUUCAAUGCCUUCUGCUGCCAUCGGUGAAACAUCAGCAGCGGAAAUAGUUUGCGUAUGCGUUGAUAUCGAAAUUCGCGUCAAGAGUUGAUGAUUAGAUGAACGACAACGGACGAACUGAUAUGCGAUAAGCGAAAUUUGAAUUUGAAUAUUUUUGUUUUUGCGUAGAGGGCGCUACGUCGCUACCAACCGCAACAAUAUGACAGUUGCGCUUGCGUCCUUCCCCGUCAAGUUGACAUGUUGCAGACGGUUCGCUCGAGUUUCAAGCGAGAAAAUUGUGCAUUUUGCUUUGUUGUGUGCGUGCUUUAGCUCGCAUAAACACACACAUACACACACACACGCGCGUACACACUUAACUCUGAACAGUAUAUACAUAUAAGUGUGUGUGUGUGUGUAUAUAUAUAUAUAUAGAUAGAUAGGUAGUUCAAUUGAGAGGACAUUACUGUGUGUUGGUGAGCGAGUAAGUGCGAGUGCGAGUGUUUGCUGGUGUGUGCAUGUAUGUUAUGUAUGUACAUGCAUGUCAACGGAAGCGGUGAAUAGAGUUGGAUGCGUGCUGCGAGUACGUCGGAUUCGGAUGCGAUUUCAUCUUCGGCAGAAGUAGAAGAGUAAGGAAGUGGUGGAAAAAGUAGUAAAAGAAGAGCAAGAGGCGGAGGACGGACGGACGGACGGACGUCAGGUUAGGAGGAGGCCUACCUCAAGGUGCAGGCCUGCCGCGCUUCUCCACAUCCCAUACCGUUUCUAUCGGAAUUCAGAGAUCGAAGUGCUCUUGCUGCUACAAAUAACGAACACCGGAGACACACACCAAUGAGCGAAAAUGGCUGAUGAACAGGAAAUCAGGCAGUUGGAGCUGUUGUGCAAACAGCUGUACGAGUCGCAGGAGACGUCGAUCCGUGCUGAGGCCGAGAAAGGUCUGGUGGUGUUCCAGGAAGGACCGGACGCUCUGACGAAAUGCCAGGUGCUGCUGGAUAGGGGCGAUUCUUGCUACGCGCAGCUCCUUGCCGCCACCACCCUGACGAAGCUGGUGUCGAGAAACGCACAGGCGUUAGGAUUGCAGCAGCGUGUCGACAUCCGGAACUACGUGCUCAACUAUCUGGCGACGAGGCCCAAAUUGCCGGCGUUCGUCGUUCAAGGUCUCGUCUCGCUGUUCUCGCGCAUCACCAAACUGGGAUGGUUCGAUACGCACAAGGAGGAGUACGUGUUCCGCAACGUGGUCAGCGAUAUCAGCAAGUUCCUGCAGGGCUCCGUCGAACACUGCAUGAUCGGGGUGCAGCUGCUCGCCCAAUUGACGUGCGAGAUGAAUCAGAUCUCCGAUGUCGAGGCGAACCGUUCGCUGACGAAGCAUCGCAAAAUUGCCUCCUCGUUUCGCGACACGCAGCUCUUCGAGAUCUUUCGGUUGAGCUGCUCGCUGCUGGGGACGGCGCGAGAGAAUUGCAAAAAUUUGAAUUUUAACGACGAGGCGCAGCACGGUCUCAUGACUCACCUGUUGAAGCUCUCGCAGAAUUGCCUCACGUACGACUUUAUCGGCACCACCACAGACGAGUCCUCCGAAGAUCUGUGCACCGUGCAGAUCCCGACGAGCUGGCGACCCGCAUUCCUAGACUCCACCACGCUGGAGCUCUUCUUCGACAUGUACCAUUCCCUGCCGGCGACGCUCUCCUCGCUGGCACUCUGUUGCCUCGUUCAGAUCUCGUCGGUGCGCAGAUCGCUCUUCUCCAACACGGAGCGCUCCAAGUUCUUGGCGCACCUCGUGAACGGAGUCAAGCACAUCCUGCAGAAUCCACGUGGACUGAGCGAUUCGGCCAACUACCACGAGUUUUGUCGACUGCUCGCUCGCCUCAAGUCCAACUAUCAGCUGGGAGAGUUGGUGAUGGUCGAGAAUUACCCAGAGGCGAUUCAGCUGAUAGCCAAAUUCACUGUGCAGAGUCUGCAGAUGUGGCAGUUCGCACCGAACAGUGUCCACUAUCUGCUGAGCCUGUGGCAGCGAAUGGUCGCGUCCGUGCCGUACGUGAAGGCGACCGAACCGCAUCUGCUCGAGACGUACACACCGGAGGUGACGAACGCAUACAUCACGUCGCGACUGGAGUCUGUGGCGGUCGUGGUGAGAGACGGUCUCGAGGAUCCGAUCGACGAUCUGGGCAUGGUGCAGCAGCAGCUCGAGCAGCUUUCGGUGAUCGGCAGAUGCGAAUACGAGAAGACGUGCACCCUGCUGGUGCAGUUGUUCGAUCAAUCGGCGCGCACCUAUCAAGAGGUGCUCGCAAACAGCCAAUCGCAGCAGAUCGACGUGACCGUGCAGGAGGGUCGUCUCACGUGGCUAGUCUACAUAAUCGGGGCGGCGAUAGGUGGUCGCGUCUCAUUCAAUAGCAAUGAGGAGCACGACGCGAUGGACGGCGAACUGGUCUGCCGCGUUCUGCAGCUGAUGAAUCUCACCGAUUCACGACUAUCGCAGGGUGGCUGCGAGAAACUCGAGCAGGCGAUGCUCAGUUUCUUCGAGCAGUUCAGGAAGAUCUACGUCGGCGAUCAGGUGCAGAAAAAUUCUAAAGUUUACAGGAGAUUGUCGGACGUGCUCGGUCUGGCGGACGAGGCGACCGUCCUCAGCGUCUUUAUCAGGAAGAUCAUAACCAAUUUGAAAUAUUGGGGUCGCAGCGAGCAGAUAAUCAGCAAGACGCUGCAGCUGCUGAACGACCUCUCCGUCGGCUACAGCUGCGUGCGAAAGUUGGUCAAACUGGACGAGGUGCAGUUCAUGCUGAACAAUCACACCAGUGAGCAUUUUCCAUUCUUGGGCAACGCGGUCGCCGUCAACGAGAUGCGCUGCAGGUCGAUGUUUUACACGUCUCUGGGCCGUCUGCUGAUGGUCGAUCUGGGCGAGGACGAGGAUAGAUUCCACAAUUUCAUGUUACCAUUGACCGGUUCGUUCGAGAGGAUCGGGACGCUGUUCAGUGCAUCCGAGACGCCGAUGUUUUCUACCGACGAAACUAAGAAGGCUCUCAUCGGUUUAUCGAGGGACCUCAGAGGAUUGGCGUUCGCCUUCAACACGAAAACGUCGUACAUGAUGCUCUUCGAUUGGAUUUAUCCGAGUUACAUACCUAUUCUGCUGAGGGCCAUCGAGUUGUGGUAUCACGACCCGCAGGUUACGACGCCUGUCCUGAAGCUCUUCGCUGAACUGGUGCAAAAUCGUUCGCAACGAUUGCAAUUCGACGUGUCCUCGCCGAACGGCAUACUCCUCUUCAGAGAAGCUAGUAAAAUUAUUUGUAGUUACGGUAAUAGAAUAUUAAAUGUAGAAGUACCAAAAGAGCAGACUUAUCCGCUGAAACUGAAGGGCAUGUCCAUAUGCUUUUCUAUGCUGAAGGCGGCACUCUGUGGCAGUUACGUCAACUUCGGGGUUUUCCGUCUGUACGGUGACGAAGCGCUCGACAACGCGCUCAACAUAUUCGUCAAGCUGCUUCUCUCCAUUCCCCAAUCGGACUUACUGGAUUAUCCGAAGCUGUCGCAGACUUAUUACGUGCUGCUCGAGUAUUUGGCCCAGGACCAUAUGGCGUUCCUGUCGACGCUGGAGCCGCACGUAUUCCUCUACAUUCUGUCCUCCAUUUCGGAGGGCUUAACUGCCUUAGGUGGGCGACUUAAUACCUACACAGAUACGAUGGUCUGCACCGGCUGCUGCGCCACCCUCGAUCACAUUGUAACAUAUUUAUUUAAACAGUUGACCCAAAAAGCGUUUCCUGGUAAGAAACCUGUGGUGCCGAUCAGUGACAUGUUCUUGAAGGUGCUCGAGGUGCAUCCGGAGAUCCUGCAGCAGAUCCUGAGCACCGUUCUGAACGUGAUCAUGUUCGAGGAUUGCAGAAACCAAUGGUCCAUGUCGAGGCCGCUGCUCGGACUGAUCCUCCUGAACGCCGACUACUUCAAUCAGAUGCGCGAGAACAUCAUCAGAAGUCAACCGCCCGACAAGCAGGCGGCGAUGGCCCAAUGGUUCGAGAACCUUAUGGAGGGUAUCGAGAGGAAUCUUUUGACGAAAAAUAGAGACAGGUUUACGCAAAACCUGUCGACGUUUCGCAGAGACAUAAACGAUUCUUUGAAAGGACCCAAUGUUAAUACAUCAGUUAGUGAUAUGAUGACAUCAUAGUGAUUUUAAGUACAUAAAAGAAAUGAUAAUUUUC